Carya illinoinensis is the source of this 2061-nucleotide messenger RNA. Its product is annotated as serine/threonine-protein phosphatase PP1. The transcript has 4 exons. The record is from RefSeq and is a predicted model, not a curated record. NCBI's taxonomy places the organism in Eukaryota, Viridiplantae, Streptophyta, Magnoliopsida, Fagales, Juglandaceae. The coding region runs from base 688 to 1671 and encodes 327 amino acids. Gene Ontology annotation, molecular function: protein serine/threonine phosphatase activity. Gene Ontology annotation, cellular component: nucleus; cytoplasm.
AUCAGAUUGGCAGUUGGCACAGGGAUUUUGUUUUUUGGGAAGGAAAGAGGGAAAAGACUCUUUAGGGAAAAGAAGAUUCAGAUGAAAUUGACAACCGCUAUCCAUCAUUAUUGGCUUACCUCUUUAUAGUUCAUAUUCAACCACCUCUUUUUAAUCUGUGCGUUGGCCUUUUGUUUUUUUGUUUUUUAAUUGGCAAGUUGCCUGGUUUUUCAUCUAUCCCAAUUAACAUAUAAACUAUUGGGGUUUCGUUUGUUGACCCUCGUUUCUCUUUCCUUUCUUUCAGACUUUAAGCCUACUUCAUUAAAUUCUCUCAAAAUUUUAAGCUUUUGGAUUUAUUUCUUCCGAAUCUAGCGCAUACCCUUUUCCCUUCUAAGCUCUCUCUCUCUGAACAUUUGAUAACCUUCUUUCAUCCCAACUUGUAUUUUGUUUUGUUUUGCAGUUUUCUUUGUAGACCCUCUUUCCCUUUCUUCUUUCUCUAUCUGGAAAAUUGAUUUUUUGUUUGAUUUUUCCCUGUUUGUCAUAUGAUCAUUUCCUCUCUCUCUCUCUCUCUCUCUCUCUCUCGGGGUAAUUAUCAGGUUUUCUUUCUUCUCCCCCUCUCCCAAAAAAUUUAGCUUUGGAUCCAUUUUCCCCUUGAUUUGAUAGCUACCCAAUCCCUCAAGCCUCUUUGGGUGUGAUUUGGAGAAGAAGAUGAUGAUGAUGACAAUGGAGGGGACUAUGGAUAGGGGGGUACUGAAUGAUAUAAUAAGAAGGCUGUUAGAGGGGAAAGGAGGGAAGCAGGUGCAGCUCUCUGAGGGGGAGAUCCGUCAACUUUGCGUCAACGCCAGGCAAAUCUUCCUCUCUCAGCCCAAUCUCCUUGAGCUUCAUGCCCCCGUUCGCAUAUGCGGUGACAUACAUGGACAAUACCGAGACCUAUUGAGGUUGUUUGAAUAUGGUGGCUACCCUCCUUCUGCAAACUACCUUUUCCUUGGGGAUUAUGUAGAUCGAGGCAAGCAAAGUUUGGAGACUAUAUGUUUGCUUCUAGCCUACAAAAUUAAAUAUCCUAAUGAAGUCUUCCUGUUGAGAGGAAACCAUGAGGACGCAAAGAUUAAUCGGAUUUAUGGGUUUUAUGACGAGUGUAAAAGGAGGUUCAACGUUAGGCUAUGGAAAAUAUUUACUGACUGCUUUAACUGCUUGCCUGUGGCUGCACUCAUUGAUGACAAGAUACUCUGUAUGCACGGUGGACUCUCUCCAGAGUUGCAAAAUUUGGAUCAAAUAAAGGAACUUAAAAGACCUUCUGAGGUACCAGAUAGUGGUCUCCUUUGUGAUCUGCUUUGGUCGGAUCCUGAUGCUAAUGUUGAGGGCUGGGCUGAGAGUGAUCGAGGUGUCUCAUGUACUUUUGGACCUGAUAGGGUUGCCGAUUUUUUGGAUAAAAAUGACCUUGAUCUCAUUUGCCGGGGUCAUCAGGUGGUGGAGGAUGGAUAUGAGUUUUUUGCUAAACGAAGAUUGGUCACAAUAUUUUCAGCUCCAAACUAUGGUGGAGAGUUUGACAAUGUUGGUGCUUUAUUGAGUGUCGAUGAAUCUUUAGUAUGUUCUUUUGAAAUAUUGAAACCACUUGAUACUAAAGCAUCAGCAAGUGGGUCUAAUACAUCCCGAAUGAAACUUAAAAAGCCCCCUAAAGCUGGAAACAUCUGACUGUUUGGAGACUCCUUGUUCGAAUAGGAGAUACGGCAAGUGACACAGCAAGCUUAGUUCGUGUUAGGGUUUGAAUUAUCAGUAAGACGAUAGGCUCUGUGAAAGAGAAUCCUAACGUUUUAUAAUAUUGGAGAUGGCUGAUGAAAUGAUUAUAAGAAAUGUAAAUUGGGAACUAUCUUUUGUGCAGACGAAGAGAUUUUAGCUUUAAACACCCUUUUGUUCGUUCACCUACCGUAUUUGCAUGUAAGUGUGCGUGUGAGCACUGAUUGAGAAUGUCAUGCCUUGAUUUUGGUUGAGCAGUAUCUGUAUAUGUAGUUGUUGGUGUUGUUUGCUCAGAUUCAAGAGGCUUCUUAUCGACCCAACACCUCUUAAAAUAGUGGUUUCCAUGAA